Molecule: messenger RNA, 2045 nt
Organism: Magallana angulata
Lineage: Eukaryota; Metazoa; Mollusca; Bivalvia; Ostreida; Ostreidae
Product: rhodopsin-like
Exons: 2
Coding region: 395-1501 (368 amino acids)
Biological process (GO): G protein-coupled receptor signaling pathway
Cellular component (GO): plasma membrane
Molecular function (GO): G protein-coupled receptor activity
Source: RefSeq, a predicted model, not a curated record
AAUGUUUAAACAUUUCAGUGAAAAUUGAAACCAACCGGCUGUUCUGAUGGCCUGGAGAGCUCUCUGUUUAAAUGUGCAGCCACAAGGUGAAACCCCGGUCUCUUAUCUCGAUCAGCGACAGACGUAAGCAAUUCUUUUUUCUCGUCUGCAUAUCCGCUGAAAGCGAACUGUCCAUUGUACUUGUGAUGUAAGAAAUGAAGGGAAAAAUUGGGAGAGGAGUUAAUUAGUCACGUGAUGAACAUCGGCGAAUUUGAUAUUAACAUAAUGAGGAUUUUUAACUGCGUGGGUUUAAGCGCCUAUCCUGCAUUUAAAUGUUUUCUACCACAACACGUGUUGGUGUCGUUUCAUACUCAGGAUAAUAAUACUAUUCUACACGUAAGGUUGACAAAAUCUUAUGGAUCUUGUGACUCUUUAUAAUGACCUGGAAACCAUUGAAACGUCAACGGACAUCAUGAAUGAAACUUCUAACUUCAAGAAUCGCGAGGAACAAAACCAUGAUAUUGCUAUGCAGCGCUUGCCGACUGUUAUUUUCCUCGGGAUUUUGAUUAUCAUAGGGGUGAUUGGAAAUAUCAUAGUUAUAGUUGUCUACACCAGGAAAUAUCCAUCCACUACGUUCAAAUUUUACAUCUUAGCUCUAGCCGUUAUAGACCUCUUAACGUGCUGUAUCAGCAUGCCAUUCGAAAUUGCUGACAACGUUCUGCCGUUUUUGUUUUUCGAUGAGACAGUAUGUCAAGUUGGACGAUUCCUCGGAAAUGUGUUCAAAAUGGCCGCGGCAUUUGUGAUUGUGGUCAUGGCAAUAGGACGAUACAAAAAGAUUUGCCAUCCGUUCAGCAAAAGUACAUCAAUUUCACAAGCUCGUUUAGCCUUCGUAGCUUCGGUAGUUUUAGCGGUCGCGUUCUCGUGGCCAACCUUGCUUAUUCAAGGUAUAAGAGAGCGUACCCUAAAGUUUAACAUUACCGGCUAUGACUGUUCCAUUAGUUCCGAUAUGUUCAACACAAAAUACCCAUUCAUAUUCUCCACAGUCAUGUUUACCGUGUACGCUAUAGUGUUUAUUUUAUUAGUGGUUCUUUACAGUUUAGUUAUCUAUAACCUUAACAUGCACGUGAAGGAACAGGAGCAAUUCGCCUUCAAUGAUAACAUUCGGAAAUCCAAUCCAAGAAUUACAAAAAUGAUGAUAGCGAUCACAACGGCGUUUGUUGUGUGUUAUUUACCUAAUUGUAUUCUUGAUGCAAUAUCUACAUUCAAACGAGGUUAUGUAGCACCUCCUAGUCCUGUGAUUUUGGCCACCCUCCCACUGAUCGCCAGAACAUUCUUCAUUAACAAUGUCAUCAACCCGUUCAUCUACCUUUUAGGAGAUCCAAAAUUUAGAAACAUUAUCAAACAAAGCAUUAGAUGGGUAUUCUAUUCUGUCUGCCGACCUGGGAAGAAAAAGUUAAAGAGUUUCACGGUGGCUGAAACGAUGCACCUUACAGAUGUGAAACCAACCAUGUCUCAUUCAUAGACCGGUUUUAUCUGCAUCUUCGUCAUCAGCAUUGGAAACAGCUAUUAUCUUAAUUACGACAUUUAUAAUCGAAUUUUCUCUGAAUUGUUUUUCUCCGAAUUGCUUUUAGUGUAUAAAUCUAUGUAGAUUUCAACUUAAGUAAUUACAAUGUGAAAGUUACGAAAAGUUCCUAAUCCUUGUUUUUCGUUUAAGAACAAUAAAACUUGAAAUUAUUUGUAUGUUAUUUCAUAUAUGUACUUUUGUCUUAAAAAUUCAAAAUAUUUUAAUGUACAAACCCAUUCUUUGUUACCAGAAGUUUGCUUCACAUUAAAGUCAAUCUUACAUAGGAAAUAUAUACAUUUCAUUGUCUCAAUGUCGAUAUUGUUGAUUUAUUAAUAUUGUGAUAUUUUUAAUGGGGUUUUUUUUCGAGAAAGUGGUGCAUGCACAGUGAUGAACAUUAAUACCUUUAUCAGAAAAUUCAUUUAUAUAAGUAUUAUACUUUUUAAUUUUUAUAUAUUAUAAAAAUAUUCCACGUAUAUUGUGAAAUAAAUAUUUUGUUGCAAAG